AUGGAAGGGCUCAACCAGACAGUGACCCAUUUUGUGUUCUUGGGACUGACCAGUAACCGGAGCCUGGAGCUGGUUUUAUUAGUCAUUUUCUUCAUCCUCUAUUUACUUAUCCUAGCAGGGAAUCUCCUCAUUAUAGUGACGGUGACUUGCAAUCGGUGCCUCCACACCCCCAUGUACUUCUUCCUGGGAAACCUCUCUUUCAUUGACAUCUGCCAUUCCUCUGUCACAAUGCCCAAGAUGCUCUUUGACUGCCUCUUCCACCAGAAGAUCAUCUCCUUUGGGGGCUGUGUAACUCAACUCUUUUUCCUUCACCUGUGUGCUUCUGCUGAAAUCUUCCUUCUGACAGUCAUGGGGUAUGACCGUUGUGUUGCCAUCUGCUACCCUUUACAGUAUAUGAGCCUGGUGAACAUGAAGAUCUGUGCAUGCUUGGUCGGUGCCUUGUGGGUGGGGGCAACUAUUCACUCCCUGGUCCAGACUGUCCUCACCAUUCAUCUGCCUUAUUGUGGGCCUAAUGUCAUAGACAGCUUUUUCUGUGAUAUUCCUCCACUCAUGAAAUUAGCUUGCACUGACACAUAUUUCACUGGUGUUCUUAUAAUAUCCAACAGUGGUCUUAUGUCCCUAGUUUGCUUCUUGGCCUUAGUAGCUUCCUAUGUCAUCAUCCUUAUCUCACUGAGAGGGCAGACAGCUGAGGGUCGCCACAAAGCCUUCUCCACAUGCACUGCCCACUUACUGGUUGUAGUCUUGUUCCUGGGGCACUGCAUUUUCAUCUACACCCGCCCUACUUCCAGCUUCUCAACAGACAAACUGGCUGCUGUCCUCUACACCAUGGUAACUCCUGCUCUGAAUCCUGUGAUCUACACCCUGAGGAACGAAGAGGUAAAGAGCUCCAUUAAGAAACUCUGGAACUAG
This is a messenger RNA of Python bivittatus (Burmese python), 909 nucleotides long. Its product is annotated as olfactory receptor 4E2. Gene Ontology annotation, cellular component: membrane. Lineage: Eukaryota; Metazoa; Chordata; Lepidosauria; Squamata; Pythonidae. Gene Ontology annotation, molecular function: olfactory receptor activity; G protein-coupled receptor activity. Gene Ontology annotation, biological process: G protein-coupled receptor signaling pathway. The record is from RefSeq and is a predicted model, not a curated record.